CUAUAUACAACAAUAAUACGAUACGAUAGAGACAAUGGAUGAUAUGGUCACGUAAUACACAUAUACCCACAUUUGCACAAUAUUCAACCUACAAUUGUGAAUUCGAUUAUAGAGAUAGAACAAUUAAUUCACACAAAGUGUAGAUAAUACACACUUUGUGAAACUUAGAAUGGAAAUCAUCAGCAAUGGUAUUUCAAGAUUUCACUUUGAUAUAGAUUAUGAAGAAGAUAAAUCUAAAAUCUUUCAAUUCAAUUAAUCAAUAAGAAAAAAAAACCUCUGUUCAAACAAAUAACUUUGACAAUCAGGUUCAUUUCAGUUAGUCAGUCAGCUACAACGUAGAACCAGGCAUAUAUGUUCAUUAGUUCAAGUUGCUAUAUCUCAUUAGGACAACAAGAUGAACACCAGAUUCAUAGAAGUAGUUAAUUCAAUGAUGGUGUAAUAUAUAAAAGAAAGAAUGCAUAUAAGGAUAUGGUACAGGAAGAAAGAAACUUCAUUUAACUUUAUGUCUAUCAGAGUCAAAGUAGUUCAAUAUGAAAUCGUACUACCAUCGUUUAACUUGAUAAUGAGCACUGAAUAGAUUAUUUAUAGUAAUAAAUAAUAAUAUAUUUGCAAUAUCUCAACUGCAUUCUUGAUAUAAGUAUGGGAUUGUGAAGAAUUCCAUGGGCGUAAUCGUGAUUAUUACUGAUGCAUUACUAUGGAAACCAAAACGAAUUCCCUUUUUAGUUUCAUACAUUCCUUGUUGUAUGUUUAUUAGUAUAUACAUUGCAUACUUAGAGAUAACAAAUUCAUUAAAUGAUUAUAUAGAAUUACCAAAUUCUGAUAUACUAUCAAUUCUAUAUCGUUUUCUAUACUAUUUAUUACUAUGGUUAAUAAUCACCAUAUUCAAUGUAUUCAGUUAUGGAUUAAUUCGUUUACUUCAUUUAAAGAAAAAAAACCAACAAAUGAACUAUUAACAACUUCAUCAUAGUUUACUAUG
Molecule: messenger RNA, 976 nt
Organism: Schistosoma curassoni
Lineage: Eukaryota; Metazoa; Platyhelminthes; Trematoda; Strigeidida; Schistosomatidae
Source: the annotation of a GenBank genome assembly